This is a messenger RNA of Porites lobata, 1469 nucleotides long. The record is from the annotation of a GenBank genome assembly. NCBI's taxonomy places the organism in Eukaryota, Metazoa, Cnidaria, Anthozoa, Scleractinia, Poritidae.
AUGAAGAAUUUGAUGGAGACUGCAAAUGCAGUAGCGGUCGAAGAAGGGAUUGACGAGAAGUAUGCUGCAGUUACCUUCUCCUCCUUAGCCAGCGUGAACUUCAAGUUUUUACCAUACUCUAUAGCGGAGCAAAAGUUUACCAUGAUAAAGUACCCCGCUGGCAGCACCAACACUCAAGCAGGAUUAGCAGAGGCCAUGAACCUGUUUUUGGAAUCUUUGCAAGGUAUAUGUUUCGCUGUGACUAAAUUCCCGCCAGUGUGAAAACUAUGUGGAAAUAUUCCCGAAAUUCGUUUCACUGAGGACUUGAAAGUAUUCCAUCUUCAGUUAACAGAAUUAUUAAAAACAAGGGUGGCUUCGCAGCGAAGCUGGUUUUGGUUCCUAGGGCACCCAGCCAAAUUGUCGAGUAAAAAAAAAAAAAGAAAAGGAAAAAAAAACGUGUGUCAAGAGGCUGGGCUUCCCGGUAUAUAGCCACAGCGUUUAGUUAAUUAACACCGCAAAGGAUAUACUUCCAUGACUGCCUCUCUAAUAAAUCGCAUAUUUUAUUUGUUCCAGGUGGACGUUUUGCCAAUGAUAAGAAUGUUUUACUUAUCACUGACGGCCAAUCAAAUGUCAAACAGCGCGAGACCAAACCCGCAGCCGACAGACUGAAGGCAUUGGGAGUCCAAAUUUACGUAUUUGCUGUCGGAUCUUACAUUUCUGGUAUAGGCGAGAUGGUACAGGUUGCCGGAAGCAGUUCCAGUUCUGAGCCAGAUGAUUUCCUUUUCAGAAUAGAGAACUACAAUCAAAUGUGGGAAUUCAGCAAACUGGUUGUAAAAAAAGUUGCAUCCUCGGGGAAAUACGUCAGUUUAAGCCCGGCACCUUCUCCUUGCUAGACAGGAACUUGUGGCCUUAUAGCCUGCGAACACAGCCGUCUCUCCUUGCUUCUCGCCGCCAGGAACGUGUCACAGGAAAGACUUGCGAAACAUCCCUAGCGGUGAGGAGCGAGGUGAGAAGGAUGUAUUCGCAGGCUGGUGGCCUUAUGGUCGAAGCUUCUAAGUGCGCAUUUAAUUAAUAGUUAUAGGAAUGUGUCUGUACAAUUAGACUCGGUCUUUGAUUGGCGCUGAAAAUUCCUUAUUAAAGUAAUUUGCCUUGAGUUUAUCAUUUUCGUUUCUCCCCCCUUGCGAAUUUUUUUCAGCUUCAGUAGCCUGACCAGCCUGGCUUAUUUAAUCAGGCCCUCAUUUAGUAGUCUUAGGUACUUAGUGGAACAUAACUGGGUGCUUAGAACAUGUUGAGUUGUAUAAGAACGCGGGUAAAAGAAGGAAAACUCUUGCAAAAUUAAUCCCAGGCGAGUGCUUCUCGCACUGACCGCAAACUAACGUAACCUUUAAAAGGUACUUUCCAUUUCUUUCGUGCAUAAAGCGUAGAGUCCCAGAAAAUAGUGGCCACUUUUCACAAUUAAUCGUAUUAUUUUUCCUUGCUUAAAAAUCUAG